CUUCAAGAUAAGCCCCGCGCAUCAUACAUUAACUCGGUUUCUAUGUCCUAGGAUUUUCAAAUCCCCUCUCCACCUCUCGCGAAAUAGUCGAAAGAGAAUGGCUUCGGUGUGCGCUUCCUCAGCCAUUGCGGCCGUGGCCAUCUCCUCUCCGAGUGGCCAAAAGAAUGGAUCCUCCUUCCUGACCGGCAAAAGGUUGCGCGUGAGCAAGUACACCGCGCCGGCUGCAGCCGCCGGAAGAUUGGCCACCGUCUGCGCGGUGGCUGAUCCUGAUAGGCCCCUCUGGUUCCCAGGAAGCACUCCUCCUCCGUGGCUCGACGGCAGCCUCCCAGGAGACUUCGGCUUCGAUCCUCUUGGCCUCGGGUCUGAUCCUGAGAGCUUGAGAUGGAACCAACAAGCGGAGCUGGUCCACUGCAGAUGGGCCAUGCUCGGAGCCGCCGGCAUUUUCAUCCCUGAGUUCCUCACGAAGAUUGGCAUCCUCAACACUCCCUCGUGGUACACCGCCGGGGAGCAAGAGUACUUCACCGACACCACCACCCUCUUCAUCAUUGAGCUCAUUUUCAUCGGCUGGGCCGAGGGCCGGAGAUGGGCUGACAUCAUCAAGCCCGGGUGCGUCAACACCGACCCCAUCUUCCCCAACAACAAGCUCACAGGAACCGACGUCGGGUACCCUGGCGGGCUCUGGUUCGAUCCACUUGGGUGGGGCUCCGGCUCGCCCGAGAAGAUCAAGGAGUUGAGGACCAAGGAGAUCAAGAACGGGAGGCUGGCCAUGUUGGCUGUUAUGGGAGCUUGGUUCCAACACAUCUACACCGGCACUGGCCCGAUUGAUAACCUCUUUGCUCACCUCGCUGAUCCGGGUCAUGCUACGGUUUUUGCUGCUUUCACACCCAAGUGAGGAAGAACUCAAGAGAUAACGGAUCGAGAUUGAAUUGGGCGGAUGAAUUUAAAAUCCUUUUGCAAAGAAUUGAGAGGAUGAGAGAGGUGUGAUUAUGUAAAGGAAGAUUGUGUAAUUGAGAAAGAGAACUUGUACUGGCUCUCCUGCUCUAGUCUAUAGAAGGGCUGUGCAAUGUACAAAUACCUCUUUGAUGAAGUUAGGAUUUGACAUUGAUGCUUGGAUGGUAGUGAAAACUCCCUACGCAUGGUGCUGCACUUUGCUCUUGGA
Molecule: messenger RNA, 1159 nt
Organism: Eucalyptus grandis
Lineage: Eukaryota; Viridiplantae; Streptophyta; Magnoliopsida; Myrtales; Myrtaceae
Product: chlorophyll a-b binding protein 7, chloroplastic
Exons: 5
Coding region: 98-892 (264 amino acids)
Biological process (GO): response to light stimulus; photosynthesis, light harvesting in photosystem I
Cellular component (GO): membrane
Source: RefSeq, a predicted model, not a curated record